UCACCUGCAGACAUCCCCUCCGCUGAGCCCAGCACGAUGACGACCAUCACGAGGUUCCUGAGCCUGGCGGCGCUGCUGGUGGCGGGGGCGAGCGGAGACACGAUCAUGACGAUCCUGCUGGAGGGUACCCAGUACUACGUCAGCUCCAUGAACCCCUACCAGUCGGAGCUGAACUACUUCCUGGCGUACCAGCACUGCCGCUCGCUGGGGCUGCAGCUCGCGUCCUUCCAGACCAAGGACAAGGCCGAGACCAUCAUGCAGUACCUGCAGAGUGAAGGGUACGACAAGGACUUCUGGACCUCGGGCAACAAGCUGGGCAAGAACAUGGCGAUCUGGAUGAGCACGGGCCAACCGUUCAACGCCACGUUCAGCUUCAUGCGGACUACGGCGGAGCCCGGGCUCAACCUGGUGAACCACUACAGCGACGCGAGCAACACCACCACCGGUACCUCAGGCCGGAGGAUCAGGAUGAGCAGUGACCACGGACACGACCUCGACUCGGGCUGCGUGGCGCUGAUGGCCCCGACCUUCCAGUGGGACCUGGACGACUGCCGCGUCCCCAAGCACUACAUCUGCGAGCAGAGCCGCUGCUACUACUACAACUACGCAUCUAUUCCUGUCAGCGUGACCAAGGGAGGCAACGAGACGGAGAACAGCAUAACCCCGCUCCCGGCCCCCACGCUCCUGCCCGGCCUCGGCGCGCCCAACGCCAGCAGCGGCGACGCCCAGCCGGCCGCCACGGCGCCCCCGCCGCUGCCCGACUACAGCGAGAACCUGGCCGCCCGCCGGUUUCCCUUCCCCAGCUCCAGCGGCGUGGUGUACGUGACGGCGGUCGGCGCCGGCGACGAGGCCUACGCCUCCACCGUGCCCGACGAGUGGGACGCCGCCACCGACAAGAACCAGUGAAUCGACCGCCAACGAAAAAACUCCCGACGACGACGACCUUGAUGACAGUGCGAGCCCCAAACGCUCGCAAAGACUGACUUCUCACAGGUGGCUCAGCCGAACGUUGUUCCGCUCCCGACCAAGCUUUCUUUAAGACUGUAAACUGCUACUGAAUGGGUGGUUUAGAACUGUACAUCCAGCUGCGUGGAAGCUAUUCUCAAAACUGCCUUUCAGUGCUCAAGAAGUUAAAAUUAAUAAAACAAAAAAUAAAAAAUAAUUUCUUGAGCAUUGGACUGUGGUUUAAUCUUUUUAGGGAAAAUUUGAUUUUUUUGAUACAAUUAAAUGUUCUGUGCAUGUAGAACAUUAACUUGUAGUGUCAGUAGAAAUGAAAUAAACUAAAAUUAAUCGAG
Molecule: messenger RNA, 1295 nt
Organism: Bacillus rossius redtenbacheri
Lineage: Eukaryota; Metazoa; Arthropoda; Insecta; Phasmatodea; Bacillidae
Gene: nw
Product: C-type lectin 37Da
Exons: 5
Coding region: 37-906 (289 amino acids)
Source: RefSeq, a predicted model, not a curated record